Didymosphaeria variabile is the source of this 2454-nucleotide messenger RNA. RefSeq lists its product as uncharacterized. The record is from RefSeq and is a predicted model, not a curated record. Bases 1 to 2454 code for a protein of 817 amino acids. The transcript is spliced from 4 exons. Gene Ontology annotation, molecular function: oxidoreductase activity. Lineage: Eukaryota; Fungi; Ascomycota; Dothideomycetes; Pleosporales; Didymosphaeriaceae.
AUGAGUUACAUAUACUAUCCGAUCACAGGUAUUAAGGACGGCCGGGGUGCUAAUGAUGCUGUUCCAGUACGGCGCGAACUCAAAGAAUGGACUGAAAGCAAAGACCCCAAGGAUAGAAGCCAGGUCAUUUUGUUCAUUCUGGCCUUGAAACGUUUCCAGGCUGUACCACCUGAGUCUCGAGAUUCGUACUUUCAAAUCGCUGGCAUUCAUGGCAUGCCAUAUACGAACUGGGAUGAGCCUUCGUUGACACUUGACGAAGCAGGACAGAAAGGCUAUUGUGUACAUGCCAAUGCUCUGUUUCCGCCAUUUCAUCGACCGUAUCUCUUGCUAUACGAACAGCGCAUCCACGAAAUCAUGGUAAAGGAAAUCAUCCCUGAGCAACCGAAACAUCGGCAAGCAGAAUGGACUGAGCUCGCCAACACCUGGCGACUUCCACAUUGGGACUGGGCAAAGAACCCACAGGUGCCAAGUUUGCUGUGUUGGCCGACGGUCACACUGACCCUAGGUAACGACCAGCCGCUGAAGAUCAAGAACCCCCUCUAUAGUUUCAGGAUGCCCAAUGAUAAAAAGAUGGGUGAAUAUGGGGUGGGUAGACUGAAGAACCCGGAUGGAGAAGAUUACCUGGAAUUCGGCGAAUGCUUUGCGACCAAUCGUUGUCCUAUUGGAGAGGAGGAGCGGCAACCCGAUAGCGAUUUCUGGCGGAAUGGAGGAGCUCAUCACGAUGUGGCGAACAAGUUCCUAAAGGAAGCUAACUCGAUUACUGGCUUCGAUUACGGAACCGCGUCCGAAAUGGUAUAUCGACUGCUGACUUACCCGUUGGACUUCGAAACAUUCGGAACAUUGGCCCGGGAUGCCACAUUGGGCUCCAAUAGCGAGUCAAGCGUGGUGAACGAUAUGAACCUGGAGUUUAUCCACAACAAUGUUCACUAUUGGGUUGGGGGAGACGGUGGGCAUAUGAGUCAGAUUCCAGUUGCUGCAUUCGAUCCAUUAUUUUGGUUCCACCAUUGCAACAUCGAUCGUCUCUUCGCGCUCUGGCAAACACUGAACCCGGACAAAUGGCUCCGCGUAGACAUACAGAAACCGUUCCCCUACAAAACCAUAGGAAUGGGCGACAUCGUGACCGACAAGACUCCUAUGCGACCCUUCCACAAAGAUGAAACAGGUACUGUCUGGAUGCCUUCUGACGCCCGUGACUGGUAUAAGCUCGGAUACACCUAUCCUGAACUUCAGCCCUGGAAUGUAAAACCAGGAGCGGAUAUGAGGACGGAGCUUCUCGAACAGGUGACGGAGGCCUACGGCAUAAAUAGGAAGCAGGCCCUUGCAAUGGCUCAAAACCCACAAGAUGUCCCAGGAUCCGUAGAAAUCAACGACAAGAAUCCCGAGUGGAACAAGGAUGCGGCAAGUGUCGCAAUGAACGACUAUGCGCUUAGCAUUAAGUACUCAAAGUUCGCCAUGGGUGGACAGCCGUUCAACGUGGAAGUGUACCUCAAACGUGAGGGUCAAGUAGAAGAGACGUUCAGCAAGGAGGACUACGUUACCAACGUGUACAACUUCAGCCAGCCGGCCGAGCAAGACGGCCAGGAGGUCUGUUCGAACUGCGCUGAGGGGCAGGCGAACGAUGUGCAAGUGACGGCCUACAUACCAAUAUCAUCAUACAUCAUCAGCCAAAUCAAGUUAAGUCAGCUGAGCAGCAUGACUCCGACGACGGUAGAAAAGUUUCUCGCUGGGAUGUAUUACAGAAUCGUUGGUCCCAGCGGUCAGAUUGUCGAAGAGCGCCGAUGGCGCGAAAGCCUGGGUCUCAAGGUAGGCGUGUCCCAUACUCAGAUGACGUACUCCGAAGACCCAACUGUGACACCGGAUUUCGACGACCCCAAGCUGAUACCUUCACUUGGCACUGGUAACGAAACGCCAACGGCCAGCAUUCGCGGCGUUACCGCCAUCAACUUGCCCGUGUACGGAAUCACGCAGCUCAGCAAGACAGUCUCCAACGGUGGCACCAUCACAUUCAAAUCGCCGACUGUCAACCUUGCCCAGCCUCGUCGCGAGACCAUUCGUACUUGCGUUUCCCUGCUGUCUUUUCCGGAUGGCACAAGCAGCGCGGAUAUCCACUCGGAAGAAUCUUACGAUGUGCUGCUCAGCAUAAUGCUGCUGCCCAAACGCCGCGUCAUCCAGUGCAAUAGCAAACCAGCGCACCGCGGAUUCCAGCAUGACACGGAAAUCAAGCCCAGCCAGUGGUUCAAGGCAGAAGAUGCGGUACUAAGGGUUGACGUGAAAGAAUCCCAGUGGACUAUCUGGGUUGAUGGGCAAUUGGUACAGAGUGUGGACAAAGGCAUCCUAGGGAAGGCUAUCACGCAUGUGCAUUACAAGACUGCACCGGACGGCGAGGCACCAAUUUUUGCGAGGGAUAUUGUAGGAACAAUAUUUGAGCAGACCGAGUUGGUACCGAAUUCUUGA